Molecule: messenger RNA, 1878 nt
Organism: Lachancea mirantina
Lineage: Eukaryota; Fungi; Ascomycota; Saccharomycetes; Saccharomycetales; Saccharomycetaceae
Source: the annotation of a GenBank genome assembly
AUGGCCAGUGUCCUAUGUGUGCCGUUGAAGAAAACUUUACAUUUAGAUUUGGGCAAGCAUCUUGGAGAAUUGAUCGAUCAAGGCUUUUAUCAGUCAUCGUCCAGUUUCGAACAAGACCUUAAAACCAUUACGCAGUUAAGAGAAGCGAUUGAAACACCAGAAGUAUCUGAAAAAGGACUUAAUGGAUUGAUCCAGUACUAUACACAAUUCGUGCAAUUGAAGAACAAGUUUCCCGUUGAUCAAAUUGAGUUUACAUGGUUCGAGACCCUAGGACUUAAAUCGUACGGUAAAAAAGCCUGCAGCUUUGGAUUCGAGGAGGCUAACAUUUUAUUCAACAUUGGUUCGAUGCUAUCUUUGUUAGCUGCAGAGGCCAAUGACACAUCUUUGGCGGGAUACAAGAAGAUGUGCCUGUAUUUGCAACAAAGUGCCGGUUGUUUUGAGAGAGUACUCGAAUGCGAUGGGCAUGUUGAACAAGACACAGCAACAAUCCUAGCUCUCGAAAAUUUGAUGUUGGCUCAGGCUCAAGAAAUCUAUUGGAUCCAAGCGGCUGCUAAAAACCAUAAACAGUCAUUGAUUUCACGACUUGCACUUCAAGUGGGAUUCUACUACCGGGCUGCGAAGCAGCACGCAGAGCGAAGUCAAAUCAUCAGAGGAGAUUGGGAAACGAUAUUUAAGGACAAGGCCCUGUAUUUCGAGGCGGUUUCGGAUUACCGGCAAAGUAUUGCAUAUGAUGAGAAGGAAGAGCAUGGACUGAGAGUUUCUUACCUGCGGAGGGCUUUUAGCACCAUUAAUACAAUAAUAGACCGAGACGAUAGGGCUUUGACAUUUCAAGAAAAGAUAAAUGCGACUUUGAAGCAAGCCGAAAGAGACAAUGAUUUGAUAUAUCUUAUGCCUGUAGUCCCAAAUCCACCCAUUUUGAAACCUGCACGUAUGGUGACAGCUUGCAUACCGGCGGAACUUGGAUCAUCACCAAACGAGGAAAAUUCUGGUGUCACUCUUUUUCGUGACCUUUUGCCAGUAUCGAUAAUGGAAAAUGCUCAGGCUUUCAGUCGUCGCCAAUCUCAAUAUAUUGACCAACAUGUCACUGAGCCUUUGAAAACCUUAACUAGGCUUUUACGAGAAAGUUUGCCAAUGACAAAAGCGAUUGACGAUUUGAAACCCGUGCCAAUUGAAGAGUUUAACGAUUGCGAAAAAUCUGUUCAGGGACUGAGCCGAAAUAGCGAUCAGGUCGAGGCGAUCAUACAGGAAAUUAAAAUUAAACUUGAAGAGAAUUUCCAUUCCGGUGAGAGCCAACUUUCAAAAUCUGACUUCCAAGAAAAAGUGAGGAAGUUGAAACUCUACUUGGGUCAGGGUCGCGCAAUUGAUAAAGAAACAACAGAAUCAUUCUCUGUCAUCGAUAAAUAUUUAUUGACAAAACCUAUAAAAUUGCCGUCGUCCAAUGACCCGUUGGUAAGAGAUGCUGCCGCAACGAUCAAAAGACGUUACGAGGUGAUAAAUGAAAUAAGAUCUACAUCUGAGUCUCACCCAUUUCUCCCCCUAAUUAUUUCAGCCUAUAAGCAGGAAGGUACUACUAAUUUUGAGAAUGCUUUUCAGGAGCAUUUGAAGUUCUGUGAUGAUGCCUUAAGGACGGUUCAAAUCGAGAAGCAAAAUAACAAGAAGCUCAUCAGUAUGCUCAAGGUAAAACAGGAAGAUGCGGAAGAUGCACGCCUGGAUCCUGUACAUUUAUACAUCCAAGACUUUAACUAUUCUAUGAGGCUGUACGAAGAUGUAAAAGAAAAUUUGAAGGGUGGAGUCAAUUUCUAUCAGGACCUAAUGCGUUCUGCUAAUGCUAUAUUAAAUGAGAUUCGUGAAAAAUCUUUCACUGGCCCUGAGGCGUGA